Messenger RNA from Physella acuta, 3621 nucleotides. Its product is annotated as serine/arginine repetitive matrix protein 1. NCBI's taxonomy places the organism in Eukaryota, Metazoa, Mollusca, Gastropoda, Physidae. The record is from RefSeq and is a predicted model, not a curated record.
ACCGUCCAACUGACCAACGACCAACAGUAAAGAAUCUCGACUACCACCCAACAGACCUACCAUGAGCAGCAUGAAAUCCUCACAGAACAGUGAAACUCGCCCGAAACAUCCCGCGGUUCUUGCUCCGCCAGCUCCCGCUCCCAUCCCUCCCCCGGCCCCGAGACGUGCCCAGCAGGAAGCGCCCGCCACCCCCGGGGCGGAGGGGACCAAAAAGGUGGCCAGGGCGCCGUCCUUCACCCAGAGGAAGCGGCAGGAGAAGGCGGAUGACCAGCGCUGGAAGAAGCCAGACAUGAACCUGGUGCAGUACAUGUCGCAGCUGAAGCAGGAAUACAUGCUGAGACAGAACGAGCGCGACUCUAGGGUCAAGGACACAGAUGACCUUGAACUGCAGUUGGCACGUGCGAGAGAACAGGCUGAGAGUGAGGAGUUCAUGGAACUCGGAGGGUACACACAGCAAGACGUCAUGGUGGAGCAAACAGCCGAACCCCCCACGGAGAGUAGACCCAAGCACGUGACCAAGGAACCAGAGCAGAAUCUCAAGAGCCUGAUCCCCCUGCGAUCCCCACCAAAACAUCCGGUCACCGCAGGUCAAAGCAGGACAACUUACGGUAAUCUAAAUCGAGGCUUGAAAGGGAAACAGCCCACUUCGUCCAAUGAAAAUUCUCUCUCGAUUUUAAAAAUGUUAAAAAUGUCAGAAAAUAGUGAAAAACCGCCGAGCAAUCUGUACGUGACGUCCAGUGAGGAUUAUGUAGGUCAUGAGGAACAGCAGGUUCAAGCUGCAAAACGUCGGCUGAGCUUAAGCUCUUUCAGGUCAGAGAAUGCCACGCCCCAGGCUACAAGCAGAGCGGGGUCCCUGCGAAAUUUAGAAGAAUAUGGAGCUCACCAGUCAAGCGAGACGAAAAAACCCAAAGUUUCUUUUCUAUCCGGAUCUGAAGCGGCUCAGCAAAUGAAAUCCGCGGCUAGGAAUGCAAACACAGGUGUACACAAGCCUGAACCUGCGCAUAAUGAGAAGUGGAGCCGGGCUGAUGAUGUCAAGGAGGGUGCCGGUGAGACUAAAGAACACCCACAAACAGAUCCCGCCCCCAGAACAAGCGGGGCUGGAUCCCAGCUACAGAAAUCUAAACUUAGCCCACAACGAGGCGUGGAUGACAACAAACGUGAUCACAAAUUUUUUGGAGCGAGGUUUACGGCGCAGCGUAAACUGGCGUUUGAUGCACACUCCAACCCAGACGAUAAAAACGCGGGGAGGUCCAGGUGGGCGAGAUCGCCGGAGACACACUCGAGCAAAAAGGGAACCCCCGAGCAGGCCAGCAAAUUACAGAAAACCCCGUACGGAAAUACAGUCAUGAAGAUUCCUGGCAACAAGCAGACGUCUCCGAACACAGUACAAAAAACGUUGGAGCUCAACAAGUUAUUGCAGAGCGGGAAAUUUCUGGCGAAGAGCCAGCCCAAACCUCAAGCACAGCCUGCUUCUAAAGAAGUCAAACAAUCGCCCAGCUCCAAGCCCAGGAAGGAAGGCUCGCCCAAAUUGAACACGCAGAUUCGCAGCAUAGUACGGGCGCUCAAAGAACCGGAGCCGCCACCGACUCCUAAGCCACAGAAAAAGGCGACAUCUCCUACCAAAUAUGCUGCAAAGCCGGCUAAUGCCACUAAAACAAACACUCACCCGCUUAAUGAGCAGAAUUUAUUUUCUAAGGGAACUAAAAAAUUCCAGCAAGUACCUUCACGAAGUCCAUCUCUACCCAGAUCUACCUCACAGAGACCGUACCAGAAGAUUUUUUCCCGGCAAACAACCAGAACGAACUCGCCCGUCAGCAGAUCUCCGGUACAAACAGACGCCACGUGCUACAAGUCUGCGAAGAAGUCCAGUCAGCAAUCCCCUCCGUCCUUCUCCUUCCGGCAGUAUCGCAAAACGGAGGAACCUUCACCGCAGACGAGCCUCAAAUCCUCGCCUAAACCUUCGCCGGAACUCGACAAGAAACAGCUGAUGCCCUGGUUGUCGACCGACACAGACAAACCCAGCCGGUACCGCACCGACAAACGCGCCUCCACCCCCAGCAAAACUCCCAAAGAUUCGCCCAAGCCAGAGUUCGCCGAUAUCGGCUGUGUUCCUGUGAAGCUGGUCCCGCAUGACUUAUCUUUAUCCGCGACCGACGAGGCCAGCGAAAAGCUGCAGUACGUUCCGUUAAAUAUCUGGUCGAAAUCCUGCUCGGAUUCUCUGACGGAGGUUUCCUCUCACGAGCUACACAGAGCUCAACAAGAAGAUGUCCAUAGCGCGGAUGUUCUCAAAUGCGACCUCAAGCACCAUGUUUUCGUUGCUAGGAAACAUACGCAUAAACAAAGCAAAGCAGACCGAAACGUGGACCUGGUGGAUUCCUUGAUUGAUAUCAAGGACGCGAAGAAGUGCUCACCUGCGAAAUCACGCGCGGUCGUGGACAGAAGGCGGGAAUCGAAGGUGAAGGUCAGACGCCAUCACUCCCACCGGCGCGAAGGGAAGCACCGGCCCCGCCCGCACCACAAGGCAUACUGUCUCGUUGACUCGACCGAGAGGCGGAGGAAACGCGAGACAAAACACCGCCAUCUUGGUGGUCGACCCAAGCACGUGGUCCACCACAGCCGCCACAAGCGCUCACACCGCGGCAGACACGGUACUCACGGCAUCCACGGCGGUAAACCGUGCAACCGCUACCACUGCUGCUGCCACGACUCUAAGUCUCACAAAAAGAAAGAUAUCUCACACCGUGCUUCGAAAAGGAAAUCGACUGUAAAGAAACGUAUUCGAUGCCCCAGCUCGGACGAAUUCAAUACCUCAAGCACAUCGUACGACGAUACCGAUUACGAGUACAGCAUCGGAUCGUCUAUAUCGGAAUCGGAUUGUUCUUCCGAUGCAGACAGUAGCACGGAAUGCUUCGAAUCAUCAGCGUCGAGCCAAGGCGAGUACAAGAUGUCCAAGAAAUGCCUUGAGCCGCCUAAGGUCACGUGGAACAUGAGCGAGUCCAACGUGCUCGUUCACUCGUCCGAUCACACGUCUGCUAAAAACAAGACAGGGAAACAGGCGGGACUCCCCGGGUACCAGCGGAGCCAGACCAGCAGGGACUUCAACGAGAAGGACGACCAGGCUUCAAGACGGCAACCUACGGGGGACAGACGGAAGCGAGCCUGCCGGAUUCCCAGACCAAUGCGUACUUCCGCCUCCGCCUCCCCGCCCAAACCAGCCUCCGCGGACCAGCCGCCAGAGGGGAACCGGACCUUCACGCUGAAAACGAACUCGGCGAAGGAACAGGUCAUCAACAGCGGGGAGUUCAGUCCGGACCAGAAUGUCGAGGUCAUCGAGCAGGCGAUGAACGAAGUCCUGGCCAGACUGUACCGCUCCCAGCAGAAGAUCGUCCAGCGGGUCGUCCACAUCACAGCGGACGUCCAGGAGCUCAAUGCCAGGCAGGCCGCUAUAGCGUUACGUAACGCCCGCAAGCCUGUAUCCGUGGCCACCAUGGCUCCUGAGAUAGAACCCGUACGGGGGAAGUGGGAGGGCGACACGUUUGAUUACCUCAUGAUGUUGGGUUGUAUGGUGGCUCAGUUCAUCUUGCAGUACAUUCUGCUCAAAGCCUGAAUUCAUAUCGUCCU